AUGGGGAAUUGCCAGUGUUAAUCAGCAGACAUCCAAAAGACAGAAGAAAUGCAGCCUCUCGAAUUCAAAUAAGAAAACUUUACUAGUUUUGAGGACUAACAACUCUAGUUUUGCCAAGCUCAAUAAAUAUUGCAAUAAGAGACCAUAAAGUCUAAUAAUGAAACAUCAGAUGAUACUCAUCGACCUAAUCCAUAAAUUGUGUGGUAAACACAAACCUCGUUUGCUACUUAUAAUCUCAUAGUUUAAGUAAAUUACCCCAAAUAUUAAUUUAGAAACUAAUGGAUGAAUUGGGUGAAUAUGAAAUAGAUGAUGAGGAAGGAUAUUUUUAUGGGGUCUACGAAUAAAAGGAUGGUUCACUAUAUAAGGGUUGUUGGCAUCAUGGCGAAAAAUUUGGAUAUGGUACUUGAACACAAUUCCUAUCUCUUUAGGAUGCUUAAUUUAUCAGGAUGGGUCAAUAUUUUAAGGACAGUGGCGGAAUGACAAAGCUAAUGGUAAAGGACGAAUGAUUUACACUGAUGGAGACUGGUAUGAGGGCGAUUGGGUUGACGAUUUAAGUUAGAUUAAAGUUAAUUUUUAGAACACGGAAACGGAAAAUAUGUGCAUAAUGAUGGAACCAUCUAUCAAGGAUAAUGGAAGAAUGAUUAUUAGGAUGGUUAUGGAGAUGAAUAAUUUUCUGACGGAUCCAAAUAUAAAGGGUAGUUUAAAAAUGGGAAGAAGAAUGGAUUUGGCCAUUACAUAUGGGUAGAUGGUUAAAGUUAUGAAGGGAAUUUUUAAUCUAAUUAUUUUAGUGGAUUUGGGUAUAAAUUCAGUUUAAUUAAAACAGGAAAUAUAUAUGGACUGAUGGUAGACAGUAUGAAGGUUAGUGGUAAAAUGGGAGUAUGGAUGGGAAUGGCAUAAUGAAAUGGCCAGAUGGAAGAAAAUAUGAAGGAUAGUACAGUAAUGACAAAAAGCAUGGAACCGGAGUAUUAGAAUGGCGUAAUUUGUUUAUAUUUAAUGUAAGGUAGCUGAUGGCAGAAAAUAUUCAGGAUAAUGGGAGUCUGGAAAAUAACAUGGAAUUGGAGAGUAUUUUAAUGGAUAAAUUAGUAAAAAGGGUUAAUGGAACUAAGGAAAGCGUCUUAAAUGGUUAGAUUGA
Messenger RNA from Paramecium octaurelia, 1132 nucleotides. Lineage: Eukaryota; Ciliophora; Oligohymenophorea; Peniculida; Parameciidae. The record is from the annotation of a GenBank genome assembly.